Menidia menidia (Atlantic silverside) is the source of this 3873-nucleotide messenger RNA. Lineage: Eukaryota; Metazoa; Chordata; Actinopteri; Atheriniformes; Atherinopsidae. The record is from the annotation of a GenBank genome assembly.
GGUUGUCUCAAAUGAAGCUAAAGAGCUAAGAAGUGGAGAGUUUAAUAGGAGCUCAGCACAAUCCUCAACAAAGAAGAAACUGAGGGGGGAAACUGUAAUAUAGGGCUCACUACUCAUUUAGAACAUUAAAAGUUUGUUUUUUUUUAAAUAGAAAAGUUGAUACUCUGUAGUGAGCAGUUCAAGAGCCUUUUUUUGUUUUAAAAAAGGCGCUUUCCUCUUAGUGAAGUCACACAACUGAACAGCCAUGGCGCCCUCUCUUGUCCAAGCCUACAGAAGGCGCUGGUGGAUGGCGGUGACGGCGGUGAUUGAAAACCUGCUGUGCUCGGCCGUGCUGCUGGGCUGGGCCUCCCUUCUGAUCAUGCUGAAGAGGGAAGGCUUCUACUCCCACCUGUGCUCGGGGAAUGAGACCCUGGUCAACUCCUCACACGGGGAGGUGGAAAAGUGGCUCAGCUGCGUGGAGCAGGAGGAGAUGCUCAAUCUGGGCUUCACCAUAGGUUCCUUCCUGCUCAGCGCCACAACUCUGCCACUCGGAAUCCUGAUGGACAAGUAUGGUCCUCGUCCAAUUCGGCUGGUGGGCAGCUCAUGUUUUGGCUUGUCGUGUAUUAUAAUGGCCGCAUCUGCCUACAAUCCUUAUGAUCUGUCCCCACUCAUCUUCUUGGCUCUUUCCCUGAACGGCUUCGGAGGCAUCUGCCUGACCUUCACUUCCAUCACGCUUCCCAACAUGUUUGGCUCUCAGAGCUCCACCAUCAUGUCUCUGAUGAUCGGCUCCUACGCCUCCUCUGCUGUCACCUUCCCAGGCGUGAAGCUGAUCUACGACGCAGGGGUGUCAUUCCAGGUCAUCAUGUGGAUGUGGGCCGGCCUGGCAGGCUUUGUCUUUUGUAACUGUUUUCUCAACUGGCCGGCGGAGGGCUUCCCCACACCUGACGAGGUGGACUACAGCAAGAUCCUCACUCUGCAAGAGUUGCCGUCAUCGGAGCAGAAGACUGUCGGAGAGAGGCUGGGACAGAAAAACGGAGACAUCCGACACUCCACGGAAAAGCUUCCUAACGGUCCGGACACGGCGCCCAAUGCCGUUCCUUUCCGCCGGUCUGUGUUCUCCCCCAUCUUCCUGUGGAGUCUUAUCACCAUGGGGAUGACGCAGCUCAGGAUCAUCUUUUUCAUGGGGGCAAUGAACAAGAUGCUGGAGUUCAUGGUAACACAUGGAGUAGAUCAUCCAACUGAUCAAAUGGUGCUUGAGGCGAAGGAGAAAGUUAACUUCUACUCGUCCAUCUUUGGCACACUGCAGCUGCUUUGCCUGCUCACCUGUCCUCUGAUCGGCUACAUCAUGGACUGGAAGAUGAAGGAGUGUGCGGAUGACAAGCCUAACUCCUCUUGUUCAGACAAAGGGCCGACAAGUGGACCCACAAGAGAUCGUAAGAUCCAGAAGCUGACCAACGCCAUGAGGGCCUUCGUUUUCACCAACAUUCUGUUGAUCAUUUUUGGAUUCUGCUGUCUCAUUGACAACCUGCCUCUACAGAUUCUGACCUUCAUCCUCCACACAAUGGUCCGAGGCUUCAUCCACUCCUGCUGCGGGGGCCUCUACGCUGCUGUCUACCCGUCCAACCACUUUGGCACCCUGACGGGGCUCCAGUCCAUGAUCAGCGCGGUGGUGGCCCUGCUGCAGCAGCCGCUCUUCAUCAUCAUGGUCGCACAUCUGCACGCAAAUGCUUACUGGAUCAACGUGGGCCUGCUGGUACUCUCAUUUUUCGGCUUCCUGUUGCCAGGUUAUCUGUUCUACCACCGCAGAAACCUGCUCAGGGAAAAGAAGGUCAGGGACAAGCAGCGCGCCAGUCAGGAGAUGCAGGCCCUAAAGCACUCGGAGGCCAACGGCCACAAACCUCACACCAACGGCUUCACUUCUGCCGAGGCCUGAGCAACAGCAGAGGAACUGCUAGACCUGUUGUCCCGCACGCCCCUGAAAUGACCAUCCUCCUUCAGAGGCUUUUUAUUUUAUUUCUAUUUUUUUAGUCAAUGCUUUUUCCCAAAUCGCUCAUCACAAAGAAAACCACAGAGUCGUUUUGUUGCAACUCAGUCAGAUGUAUACUUAUCUUUUCUUAAGUUUACGGACGAGCUGUGUCAUCAUCAUUUCUUAAUGUUUAUUUAUUGUGGUUCGAGUCCAAGAGGCAAAUCCAAGUGUCAAUUAAAGCCAUAAAGUUCAACUGCAAGCAUAUGCAAAGACAGCAGUACUUGAAGUGCUAUUUUUCUAGUUUUCUGACAAUCACGACCGUUAUUGCUAACACCAAAGAACACUUGAAGUCGUUAGAAAAGUUUCCUCUGUCUAGUCAGUAUUGUUUAAAAGUGCCUCAGUUGUGCUCUUUUCUACUGAAAGACUGCAUGACUAUCAGAAAGGCUGUUCAAAGAUCAAAGAACUUUUAAAAGGUCAAGAAUUCAGGAAAGUGGAGAGGUGGCACAUGUGAAUGGGCCUUUGGGUUUUAUUUCUGAGCCCAUUCACACACACACACACACACACACGUAAACAAUGUAAAAGAAAGGCUGGUUGUUGCGAUACUCCAUCUACCUCCUUUCCCUUUUUGUACUGUCUCCAGGGCAGACGUCUAUCUGUCCAUCUUUCUCCACAUUUGGAAAUAAUGAAUUGAUUUUAAAUGCCCUUUGUGAAAAAAAAAACAUUUUCUAUGUGCCUCUACAGGUGAUGAUAAUUCACACAUUUAUUUUCUGUCAUGUUUAUAUAUAUAUAAAGGAAAACCAUUUUUUUAAAAGAAAAAAUGUGACUGAUUUGGGUCAAUGUGACACACAGUGUGUGUCAAUAUUUUUGGAACACUUUAUACUGCUUUAUGCACAGAAAUGAACUAGUGUGUAUAAAAUGUGUAUUUAAGUGUCUUUUUUAUACUUAUAGUUGCAGUAGCAUUAAAAAGGGAAAAUAAUUGUGUAGUAGGCUUAUUAUAAGAGAAGCUCAGAUGAUUUUUCUUUGUAUUCUUUUUCUUUAUUGUCAUGUAUUGAUUUAGGAGAUAGCUAACCUUCUGCAAAUUUGUGUUUUGUAAAUAGAACUGAGGUGUGUUGUGUAUUUUAUGAUGUUUUUUGUGUGUUUGUUUUACUAUAAAUGAGCGUGUACAGAAUAAGACCCAUAACCAAGAAGAUGCUGGCUGUGGUUCCAUUUAAAAAAAGAAAAAGUGAUUUCACGUGUGACUUUUGAGAGGAGAUAGCUGCAGCCAGCAGUUCCCAUGUGUCGAUCAGCAUCAGAACAAUUUGAAGAUUCCCCAAAGUGAGAACAUAUUGUUUGAUGUGCCUGCUUCUGUGUGGCCGCUAAAAUCUUUUGCAUUGUAUAUUUUAACUCGUUUUCUUUUUGCCUAGUUUUCUUUGAUUCAUUUUGCUCGGUUUUAAAGCUUUUAGCUGUUACAUUCUGCUCAGCUUUGCACUGUUGGACUCAUUUUGUUUCAGCCUUGUGUUUUUAUCGCAUUAGAAGUGAAUUUAUGAUUAAUGCCUCUGCCAAACAUCUUUCUCUAAAUACCAAAGCCAUCUCUAGGGGACUAAAGUUAGUCAGUGCAUGUGACCUCAGGAGAGCGUACAGGAACAAUAUAACGAGCAUUAGUCGUAAAUAAAUUGCCAUUAGAUCCAGGUUUGAGCUGGUAAAUGCCCUACAACUCAAAGUGACCUCCUCAUGCCUUUACAUGUGGACUUAACAUCAGCUAUCCGAGUGGUUGAGGUUUGUUUCAUCAUGUCCUUCAGAAUCUUCAAAAACAAAACCUCACAUGCACAGUUGUUCUUCUAACUGUAUCUUUGGGACUGUCUUUCUAAAUUGAUCUUUCCAACAUUAAAUCAGUUUGUCCAGCAUAUGCAUUUGAUAAGGUAAUAAAUACUUUGUAAUUUUAAACAUAA